Messenger RNA from Varroa destructor (honeybee mite), 3426 nucleotides. RefSeq lists its product as uncharacterized. The record is from RefSeq and is a predicted model, not a curated record. Gene Ontology annotation, molecular function: RNA binding. Lineage: Eukaryota; Metazoa; Arthropoda; Arachnida; Mesostigmata; Varroidae.
GUCAUCAUUCCAGUAGACUGCUAACGCUGGCUGGAGCCCGCAGUGCAAGGAGGAGCUGUAUUUUCGACAGGUUUUCGUAAAUUUUGAUGAAACCAGGAUCUCUCAACGACUCAAGACUAAAUCGAAGGAUACUUGUGUAACGGAUCUCUAUUCGGUCGUCCCGACGCUCAGACACAGGAAGAAGAGGAAGAAAAAAGUUUUGAAGAAGACACGAGCAAAGGAUUAGGAUUGAAGAAGUAGGACAUUAAGCGUAACCCAGGCAGCCACGACUAAGGCAAAGAUGUUCCGUGGUGGUGGAGGUGGACGAGGCCGCGGUGGGGGCAGUUGGCGUCCCGGUGGCGUAGGAGGAGGUGGCUUCCGAGGCGGGCGCGGCGGUCAACAAAAUAGUAGCAGUAAUAAUAAUUCUCGCUCGCAAAACUCAAACCAACAGCAGCCGCAGCAGCAGCCGCAGCAGCAGCAGCAGCAGCAGCAGCAGCCACAACAGCAGCAGCAGCAGCAGCAGCAGCAACAGCAGCAACAGCAGCAGCAACAGAAUAAUCAGAGUAAGCAAGGCAAUCAAACCUCCAACAAUCAGCCGCAACAGCAACCUCAACAACAGCAAAGUAAUCGUGGCGCUGGUGGCAGUGGAAAUUUCCCGAAUCAGCAACAACAGCAAAAUCGCACCCCCCAAGGAACCCCACAGUCGAAACAAUCCACGCCACAAACGACUCCCAAGCAAGGGACACCACAGCAAGCUCAGAAGCAAACCCCCCAACAGCAAAAACAAAACCCGCCACAAAAUCAGGAUCAGUCUAAUAAGGCUCAAACCUCCACUCCUCUCGGAGGGCUUCCCCAAAGAGACAAUAACAAGGGCAAAGCCCCUAGCAUCACAGUGCCGCCUCCUCCACCGCCUCAAAACGGCAAUCAGAAACCUUUUACACCCCAGAAUAAGAAUGGUACUCCAAACACUAAUCAGAAGACUCCUCAGGGUCAGCAACAAGCCCAAAAUCGCCCUAGUCAAACGAGUCCAAACAAAACGCCGACGCAGAAUAAUCAACAAGGACAACAAGGGCAGCAGACACAACAGAACCAACAGGAACAAAGCGCGGGCGGGUCAAAUAAUGAUGAUCCGAACUCGGAUAACACGAAGCUCUUUAUCGCAACCGUAAAACAAGGUAUAACCGACAAGGAGUUUCGUGAACUGUUUUCUAAAUUUGGAAAGCUGAAAGACGUUUACCUUAAUAAAAAUAAAUGGUUCGGUCUAGUGACAUUUGAAACGCAUGCUGACGCAAACUCAGCCCGGAAGCAUUAUAUAAAUUCAAAUAUCCUUAAACUUAAGUGGGCACAGUCAGCACCAAAGGAAACGCCACUGAUUCUUAAUCAAAACAACCAAGAGCAGACGCCAGUUAAAAAGGAGUCGAGUUCAAAGUGUCGCUUGUUUAUCGGCAAUCUUUCACCAGAGGUCACUCCAGAUAAUAUUCGCAAGCUGUUUGAGCCUUAUGGAACAAUUAUGGAAUUAUUUGUUCCCCCAGGAAAAGGUUUUGGUUUUGUUCGCUAUGAAACACGGGCCAGUGCUGAGGCAGCCAAAAACGCCCUCGAAGGAGAGCCAUUUGCUAACCGACAGCUGCAGAUUCGUUUUGCGUCACAAGGCGCUGUGCUCAAGGUGCGAAACCUUAGCCCCUUUGUGACAAACGAAUUGCUUCACCAAGCGUUUGAGCCUUUUGGCGAGCUCGAACGAGCCACAGUAUUCGUAGACGAACGAGGUAAGUCACUCGGUGAAGGCAUUCUUGAGUUUUCUCGCAAACCAGUCGCCGUAGCAGUUAUGCGCAAGGCGCAACAGGAGUGCCUCUUGUUAACGACGUCGCCUCUGCCUGUAAUCAUCGAGCCGAUGGAAGUGCGUGACGAUGAAGACGGCUUCUCGGAAAAGAUGAUUAACAAGCAGAGUACCGGCUACCUAAAAGAUCGUGACAAAGCGCCCCGUUUUGCAGAGAAAGGGACAUUUGAAUACGAAUUUGCUAUGAAAUGGAAGGAACUGCUUGCGUUGGAGAAGUUGAAGAAAGAACAGGUAGAUCGAGAGUUACAACUUGAAAAAAAUCGUCUCAUGGAAGAGAUGGAUAUAAUGCGAUAUGACUAUGAUUUAGACACGCUACGGCGACGAUUAAAGUUGCUUGAAUCUCGACAAGAGGAAUUUGAAAAUCGCAAAUUAGUUGCGGAAAAGAAUAACAAAGCACGUGAAGAGGAGCUCAAGGUUAUGCGUAAAACAAUAGCUAAGCGACAAGCCGAAAUCCUUGGAUAUCCAUAUGAAGACGAGGAUGAAAAGUUGCAGCAGCAGCAACAAUCACAGCCAAUGCAACAACAGACAGGACCAGGUAAUUCUAACCAACAGCUUUUAAGUGGGCAUCCCGUAGCUGACGCGGUGUUAGGAGCCGCUCUUGUUGUGCCCCCGGCCGAACAGCAACAGCCGUCGGCAGCAGCGGAGAACUUCUUGAAACAAUGGAACUCGAUCACGAAAGGCGUCUCUUCAUCACAGGAUCAACAAGCACAACAAGCUCAGCAAGCACAACAACAGCAGCACCAAGGCAAUAACAAGAUGGCGCCUGGUCAAUCAAUGCCGCCGCAGCAAACGCCGCCCCAAGGGCAGAGGCCUCCUCCACCUAACAGUUGGCAGGAAGUUCCACUGCCGCCAUCGCAAGCAAACAAGGCUCAACCAAACCCCAACAAGCCAGCAUAUAUGUCUUAUCUAGGGCAACAGCCCAACGGUAAGAGGUUAAGUGAUCCUGGACCAGUACCGAAACGUAGAAGAUAUUAAGCGUAAAUCUGAAAUUCUGCGCUUCUAAUGUUUCUCCGAUCAAUCAAUUAACUAUUACUAGUACUACUUAAAUGAUUAAGUGUUGCGUUCUGAACCGCCAUUAGAGGCCCCACAUCAAAUUACUGCUACAAGAAUUAAUUAAUGGAAACACUACUAUUGAUUUCUUCAUCCGAUAUACACGACAAAAGUAUUGUGCCCCUCCCUCUUUGUGUCUGCAGCAAGCAAAGCUGCAACAAUUUCAGUGUUUUUGUUUUUUCCAUGUUGUUCAUUUUUGUGAAUGCUUGUUAAAGCAGUAACGAUAGCUAGAGGAAGGACUAUCAUUAAUAAGACUGCAUAAUAUAGCAGAAUGUAUCAUCAUCAGCCAUCGGCUGCAUGACUGGCCGUGCCACCGGAAACACAAACUAUACUUUACCAACCAACCAUUCACCCAUAAAUUCAGAUUCUUAUAUAUACACUAUAUACAUAGUAAAUUUUACUAACGUAUAGUAAGUAGACUGCGAAUUUAUCGUUCUAUUGGAAUGUAACAGUGUGUCUUAACAUUUACGCGGUCACCCUUCCACUCCGUAUGGCAGAAAGAGCUAAAUAUAUAAUAUUACAAAUAUAAAUAGAUGGAUAAUAAACACGACCUGUAUUUAUAU